Messenger RNA from Myzus persicae (green peach aphid), 980 nucleotides. RefSeq lists its product as uncharacterized. The coding region runs from base 174 to 920 and encodes 248 amino acids. The transcript is spliced from 6 exons. NCBI's taxonomy places the organism in Eukaryota, Metazoa, Arthropoda, Insecta, Hemiptera, Aphididae. The record is from RefSeq and is a predicted model, not a curated record.
GUUCCUACGACAGAUUAUUACUAACAUAUACAUUUUCACUUUUGUUUUCCUUCCAGUGUGUGACAUCCGCAUAUUGUCUAGAGUGCCAUAUAUAUACCAAUGUGUUUACUAAUUUUCGAGACAUUACGAUUUUCGACAGACUCGCCGAAUAAUUUAUCAUUCACUGCUCUGCAAUGGUUUUCAAAUCAAUCGUCUACGUUUUGGUGUCUAUUCAGCUGGUCGUUUGUGCGCUGCCCAACUCGUUUGAAGUGCCGUCCAAUGGGGUGCUACCGAGUCCGGUAACGUACUUCGAAGGAGUACAAAACCAAAACAAAACAAAUUCUGGACGCUCCCCCGAGGCUAGAUUUGGAUACAUACCGUCAUCUUUUGGCGGAGCAUCGACUGGAAUGGGCGGAUAUCAAGGUAAUUCGGUCAGUGGCUAUGGAUCCAAUAAAAUUGAUAUAGGAGGUCUGGUUGUCGGCGCUGUGGUCGGGCUUGGUAUUCUAAUUUUCAUCCCAAAAAUUCUUUACUUAUUAUUUUCGACAACCAAUCUUUUUGGUGCACAUCCAGUAGGCAACGGUUACUCAGGAUAUGGAAGGAGUGAGGAUUUAAUGUCCGGUUUGAAUGGUAUAGUCACAAAGUUUGAGGAGUCCAUGUCCAAGUAUAAUAUAAAUACAACAGAAUGUAUGCAAAAAGCACUAUGCACUUAUAUACAGUCUACGGAACAAGUUAAAGAAAAAUCAGGAGUCAAUAAUUUUGUUGACAGUUCAAUAAAUACUUUAACACAGAACUCUGUAAUGAAUUUUAUGAUUGAUGGUUCGAGAUUCAAAGCAGCUCUUGAAGCCGGGAAGAAUGGAGAGUGUACGACGGCCUACAGACAAUGCCCAUUUGACCAAAACAGCAUUUAUAUGUUUUUAAGGCAAAUUUCAACUAAAAAGUAAAUCAUAAUUCCAUUUUUGUAUGCAUAUAGUUGCAUAUAAUAAUCGUAUCCAUAUAAUUUA